UUGGGAGAUUUUUUUUUUUUGAGGGGGGCGGGGCAAAGUAGAAAAAAAGAGUGACCGUACAGGAAGUAUUGUUCUGAUUGGUCAGUAUUACAUGUAGAUGUCAUGGCUCAAAUAGGACACCAUUGCAUUCACAGCGCAUGUAAUACUUUUGCACACAUAUCCGAUUAAAUUAUCACGCUUCUGUGAUACAGUCGUUCAAAUUGCACAGGGGCUAAAUCCCCGUUACAUCACAUUCAAUGGCUAUGUGGUAAUUUGGUGGUGCAAUGCGCGACGUUUUAGUUUUCAGCCUUGGUUAAUUUCUCUGCUAGCUGCUCUUGUGGUGUUCUAACCACAGGAAACCCCCCAACAGUGCAAUUGAAUCUGAAGACCUCCUAGAACUGAAGAUCUUGCGUUGGAGACCUCCUGUUGAGAAGUUGGGCCUGAUGGCUUUCUUACUGUGUCUGCUGAGGCGACUGAGUGAACGGAAGUUAUGGAUAUGCCUGAGUAUUGUCAUUGGUCUACUUCUUGACAUGGUCUGUCUGGAAGAUAUUGGUCUCACUUGCUCUGAGCUAUUACUUGGACAAUAUCAGUGCAGUGACCCUGAAAUAGAUCAUGCAACUCAGGCAGCAAGUGGAUGUACAGAUGGCAGUGUUAAUGUUGACUGUUAUCCAGCUCCUGGUAUAACAUGUGAUGGUACAACCUAUAAUGGCACAACUCCUGGAUUCCAUAAACAAGUUCCUUGUAGAAAUACGAAGGGCUACUCCUACCGGACAACUCUCCUUCUCUCCAUCUUCUUAGGAAUGUUUGGUGUUGAUAGAAUGUAUCUGGGCUACCCUGCUCUGGGGCUGCUCAAAUUCUGCACCAUGGGUCUUCUGUUUGUCGGCCAUUUUGUAGAUGUCAUACUCAUUGCAACGCAGGUAGUUGGUCCAGCUGAUCGCUCAGAAUAUGAGAUGGAUUUCUACGCCCCAAAGCUGAUCAAGAUGGGAGUGGACAAUGAGACUUACUAUGUUCCACAAGAUAUUCUGACGUGACAUAUUAUACAGUGAUUUGUACAUAGAGACUUUUUAUAUAUUUAUAUCAAGAUUUUAUAACAUCAUGUUUACUCUGAUGAUAUUCUUAUGUAAGUACUCUUUAAAGAUCCAAAGCAAAGUUAAGUUUGGGUCAUUAUCCCACAUAAGAUACAUCCCAGAUAUAAUAUUAUUCACUUAAGAAUAUUCUGACUGCAUUUAGAUUUAAUAGUCACAUGACUUAUAUGAUGGAAUAAUUGAAAAUGAAAAUACUUCAGGGUCCUGUCUCACAAAGAGUUGCAAUUGAUCCACUCAACCACAACUUGGAAAGCCAGCAACAUAAACAUCUGAAAUGCAUGUUUGUUCGAAAUGUAUGAUGCAUAUAUAUGCAUGCAUUCAUCAUUUUCUUGAGAAUUCAGUAUGCCUCUCUUUGUUUACAAAGGAAAUUGUUCAAUUUUCCUUUAGAAAAAGUUAUGACACUGAUGGAUUUCCAUAGAAUUGAGGUUGAUCUGAUCAAUCGCAUCUCUUUGUAAGACGAGGCCCAGAUCUCAUCCCAAUAUUUUUUGUGCAUAAAGGAGAAAUAUUAACAAUUUCUUUACAUGCUCCUUCAUGUAUAUAGUCAAAUGUGAUCUAUUUAAUAUGGAAUCAAACACUUAAUUUUUUGUCUUGCCUGCAUAGCAGUAGCUAUGGCUUUAAAAGUGUAGGGACCUUUUUCAUGAACCUUGGAUAAAAGGGUAAUCAAGUCUCCCUGAUUAUUUGACAUCAGAGUUUCUGGUCUCAUGAUCAAGGUCAAAGAGCAUCCAUGGUCGAUGAAUCUGUGGUCAAUCAUGUUGUGCUAUCAACAUCCAAACUUAAAACAAAAAAUUAUGAAUUGGGAUUUUUAUGAUGGUUUUGAAAUCUACCAAUAGAGAUGAACAUGGAGAGAUUGAAUUGUGCAAAAAGUGUUUCAAUGUGAUUUGGAAAUGUUGAUUAUGAUAAUGCACUUUAAAACUGGUGUAUGAUGUAAAAUUUUGGAUCACGCAAAUAUCAGAAAUCAACACUAAUUUGAGUUACAUGCACUGAACUCAGCAUCAAUUCAAUUGAUUUCAGUUCAAUAUGUGGGACUGCACACAAUUUUUUUUUUUUUUAGUUGAGUUGUUGUUUUUGGGUCAAAAGCUAACAGAUUAAUUGAGCUAUGAGUGGAGUAAUGGAAGUUUGAGGUUAGUACUGCAAUAACAUUCUAAAUCUCGCAAUGGUCUUCAGUAUUUAGUCAAUUUUGUUAUGUAAAAUAGAGCCAUAUAAUAUACAGGUAACUUUGCCUAUGUCAAAUCAUUGGGACUACUGAAAUCUAUUUGAUUUACAAGUGAUAUACACAUAUAUUGCAUAUUCUGGUCUACAAAUAUUGCUUUCACUUUGGUGAAUAUCUGACUUAUGGCAGGUUGACAUGUAUUUUACUUUUUCUCUUGUAAUUAAAAGAAGUCUGUCUGGAACAGCCUUCUGUGUUUUGCUGGAAUGUAAAUAUUUCUAAUGAAAAAUAGA
Messenger RNA from Lytechinus pictus (painted urchin), 2504 nucleotides. RefSeq names its product TM2 domain-containing protein 1-like. The transcript is spliced from 6 exons. The record is from RefSeq and is a predicted model, not a curated record. The coding region runs from base 423 to 1010 and encodes 195 amino acids. NCBI's taxonomy places the organism in Eukaryota, Metazoa, Echinodermata, Echinoidea, Temnopleuroida, Toxopneustidae.